UGCCCUUCUUGGUCUUCCUGCACUGAACGUAUUACAAAGGAGAAAAAUACAUUAAUAAAUAUCUUGUCUUGCAAAAAGGAGGAGAGCAGGGAAAGGGGGAGGUGUUCUGAUAAAUAUUAUAUCUGCCGAGGCGUUUCUUUUCCGGAUUCCAUCUUGGUCUUCUUUUUUUUCUUUUAUUUGUUUUUCUGGAGAGUCUUCUGCAAUAAUAAUGUGUGUGAAGGACGGGGAGAAUAUGGCGGACAGAAUGGGACUGAAUGAGGAAUUUGGGAGGACUCCGAGCGACUUGUCUUCUUUGGUGAAGAGCCCUCUGGACAGCAUAUCUGAGAACGCAGUGGCUAUGGAAAAGAAACAUGACCAUCCUGCCGUCUUCAUUCCAGCCAUUCGAUCUGGUGAAUGGUCUGAUAUCGGCAAACGGGUACAGAUGGAAGAUACUCAUAUUUGCAUAGCUGAUCUUGCCAAGAAGUUUGGGUUUGCUAUCUUGGAUGGACAGACCGUUUCAUUUUAUGGCGUGUUUGAUGGGCAUGAGGGCAAAGAUGCUGCGCAUUUUGUUCGAGACAAUCUGCCUCGUGUGAUUGUGGAGGAUGCUGAUUUCCCACUGGAACUUGAGAAAGUGGUGACUAGGUCUUACAUGCAAACUGAUGCUGCAUUUGCAGAGCAAUGUUCCAAGCAGUCGGCUUUAUCUUCCGGCACAACUGCACUUACUGCCAUGAUAUUCGGAAGGUCUCUACUGGUAGCGAAUGCUGGGGAUUGUCGUGCAGUUCUAUCUCGACUAGGCGCAGCAGUAGAAAUGUCCAGGGACCACCGGCCCUGUUGCAUUAAGGAAAGAAAACGAAUAGAAUCUCUGGGGGAUAUUUCUGAGGGCUACCUAAAUGGAAGGUUGGGUAUAACCAGAGCUCUCGGAGAUUGGCACAUCAAAGGCAUGAAAGACAGAGAUGGUGGCCAAGGGGGUCCCCUGAGCGCAGAGCCUGAACUGAAACUGAUUACAUUGACGAAGGAUGACGAGUUCCUGAUAAUCGGGAGUGAUGGAGUUUGGGAGUCCUUCACAAGUCAAAAUGCUGUAGAUUUUGCUAGGAGGCGACUUCAAGAGCACAACGAUGUGAAGCAGUGCUGCAAGGAGCUGGUCGAGGAGGCAAUAAAAAGGGGUUCAGAUGACAAUCUCACAGUGGUCAUGGUUUGCUUUCAAGCAGAGCCCCCUGUCCAGAACGUCAUUCGCAGACCAAGAGGAGUAAGAAGAAGCAUAUCUGCCGAGGGGCUAAGUGCUCUCAACCAGAUUCUUACCACACAAUUUCCGCAGAGCAAUCCAUAGAUUCGGGCCAAGAAAUAGGCAGACCGGCAGAGAGGAGCUCUCACAGCUCAAACAUCAAAACCGAGAAACAAAAGGGUGCAUCCAGCUCCUGUUUAUUUUUCAUUGUUCAACACAUUGGAUGUGUACAUAUAUUUGUUGUAAUUAAAUGUAGUCCCUUGGAGAUGGUAACUCAUAACUGGCAUGUUUUGAGAGUGAAAAAAUUUUGACAUAAAUAUUUGAGGUUACGCAUGCCU
Nymphaea colorata (pocket water lily) is the source of this 1539-nucleotide messenger RNA. Its product is annotated as probable protein phosphatase 2C 27. Gene Ontology annotation, biological process: protein dephosphorylation. Lineage: Eukaryota; Viridiplantae; Streptophyta; Magnoliopsida; Nymphaeales; Nymphaeaceae. Gene Ontology annotation, molecular function: protein serine/threonine phosphatase activity. The record is from RefSeq and is a predicted model, not a curated record.